AAUACAUUUAAAAAUAUUUUAAGUAAAUAAUCUUAAACCGGAAAUUUCUGUAUAUGCGCGAGCACAUUUCGUUUCCAAAGCAGGAUUUUGAGGACGGUUUUCUUGAAAUUUGACUGAAAAUGGAAUGCUCAAUCAUUUUUGUUGUCGUGAUAUUACUUCAUGUUAGAAUUGUUCAAGGUCAAGAUGAGGUCUGUAAUAAAGAUGGCGAUUGUCCGAGCGAUGUAGACAAUUCCGUGCUUGUGGCUGCGUUUGAUUUUGGGACAACAUACAGUGGCUAUGCAUUUUCUUUCCGGGAUAAACCUAUGGAUAUCCAAGCAAGUCAAGAUUGGACUUAUGGAUAUCGUGUGCCAAGCAAGACAGCAACUAGUGUGCUUCUCACUCCUAGUAAAGAAUUCCAUUCAUUUGGGUUCGAGGCUGAAGAUAAAUAUCUAGGUCUAACCGAGGAAGACACACAUAAGGGCUGGCUUCUUUUUAGAAGAUUCAAGAUGAUUCUUCACAAUAAGAAGGACUUAUCACGAAAGACGACUGUAAAAGACAUAAAUGGUGUGUCAAUGCCUGCCAUGACGAUCUUUGCCAUGUCAAUUCGCUUCCUUAGAAACCACCUGUUGAAACGCCUGGAAAAAGAAGAGCCAUGGGUCAAAGAGAGUGAUAUAAAGUAUAUAUUGACAGUGCCUGCUAUAUGGAAAGAAAACGCCAAACAAUUCAUGCGUGAAGCAGCGGUUGAGGCUGGCAUAAAAAGUUCCAAUCUGAAACUAGCAUUAGAGCCUGAGGCCGCGUCUAUUUGGUGUCAAAUUGCAACAGAUGAGGCAAGGACUAUGUUAUCUAAAGCAGGGACACAGUAUAUGGUGAUUGACCUUGGAGGUGGCACUGGAGAUAUAUCUGUACAUGAAAAGCAAAUUGAUGGUUCAUUAAAAGAGAUACACAAGCCUAGUGGAGGAUCGUUUGGUGGAACUCAAGUUGACGACAACUUCUUGCAAUGGCUUACUAAAUUAUUUGGCAAGUCUACCAUGGAAAAAUUCAAAGAAGAGGAAAUGGAGGCUUACUUCAAUUUACUUCGAAAUUUCGAGUUAAAGAAAAGACAAAUGCGACCAGACGUCAGUGGUAAAAUAACGUUUAAUGCAGGUCUAUAUAGUCUUUUAGAAUUUUAUAAACGGAACAGUGACAUGUCAAUCGAGGAAAAGAUUGCUACUCUCGGACUUAAACAUAAACUGAAACUUUAUCCUGACAAGCUUAGAGUAGACGCUUCUAUAAUAAGAGAAUGGUUUGAAUCGCCAAUACGAAAGAUGAUGUCACAUGUAAAAGACAUUCUUGCUGAGCAAAAGAUGAAAAAUGUUAAAACUAUUCUAUUAGUCGGAGGGUUUGGUGAAAGUGACAUAGUUUAUGAAGCGAUGAAAACAAACUUUGAAAACACCCACACAGUCAUAAGGCCGCAUGAAGCAAGUUUAGCUGUCCUAAAAGGAGCAGUAAGAUUUGGUCAUAUUCCAGAUAUAAUUAAGUACAGAAUCAUGACCGCUACAUAUGGCAUAAGUGUGAUGAAUUGUUUUGAUAAGGGUAAACAUCCUGUUUCAAAAAAAAUAAUGCUGAAUAACAAAGCAAAGGUUGACAAUAUAUUUCACAUUUUGUUCGCAAAGACGAAACUAUUAAAUUAGGCAAAGAAAUUCGCGACGACUUUACUCCAAAUGAUCUUCAAAAAUCAAGUGUAUCUAUAUAUAAAUCAACAAAACGUGAUCCGGAAUAUGUAACAGAUGAAGGGUGUACAAAACUUGGUGCACUAACUAUCGAUCAUCCAGAGGGAAAAACGCUCGAAGAUAAGAAAUUAGACAUCACAUUUGUGUUCGGUGACACCGAGCUAUUUGUCAAAGUAAAGAUUAAAAAGACAGGGCGAGAAUUUUCUAAGUAUGUUGAUUGUUUAGAACAGUGACAUAUCUAACGUAUGUAAACGUGUGUCCUUACAUGAACUAUUCUUUUUAUAACUUUAUUAUAUUUCACACUGUAAUAUAUGAUUUAAGGAAUCGAUUUUACUAACUUUUUUAUUGACAAAGUAGAUAUAUUUACCGUCUAUAAGGGCUUCGGAAAUAAAAUGAUUUCUCCUUCUUUAGAAAGGGGAAACAUUAGUUUUAAAACGUUUAAAUAUUGAUUUUAGAGCAUGCUAGAUUUUUUCACCUGAAAAUGAAGUGUUGAAAGUUAAAAGAAAAAUAUAAACAAAUAGUAUUUUGACGUCCAUACAAAAUUCUAAAUCUCUAUAGCUCUAGUAAUUGGCAAAAGGCAACAGAAGCAAAAUACGGUUUAGGAAAUUGCCCCUGAGUAACUUUUUAGAAACUAUAACAGGACACAAUGAUAUAUGCAUACGUAUAUCUUGUUAUACAUUGGAUGCGAGUGACAUUAUGCCCAUUCAUGGUUCUAUAGUCAGUUAACAGGUGAAAGUAAAAUAAGUUCACAUUUUGCCAUAAUUUCUUUCAAUUUUAUAACUUACUUUGCGCGACCGAUAAAAAAACCCACGUGGCCCAAGAAAAUUUCUAUUAUAUCUACUGGAAUUUACCUGUAACAUUUAAGUAACAACACGAGUAGGGCAGCCUUUUUAUAUAAUAUUUUAAGCAGAUUUAUAUUUUGUCUUAAACAUUUUCCAAUUAUAUUCAACUGUUUGUCAAUCACAGUUCAAAUAGUCAAUCUUUUGAAAUGAGUAGUCAAUUCAGCACAAAGUAUAAAAAUAUAUAUUCAGAUUCAUUUGACUUCAAUUUUGUUAAUCACAAUAUACAUGUAUUAUGAUAUUUUUUCAUAUAAAAUAGUAUCGCAUUGUAUCGCAUUUUUAUAUAUCGUUGAAUUGUUUUGUUAUUAUAAUAUUUUUGUUGUUUAUAUAUAGUGAAACCCUAUACUACGACCGCCAAUUGAUCUUAGUCAAAAUGGUCUUAGUUGUGUUGUUUUCAAUAAAUUAUUUAAACCUAAAUGGCGAUCGUAAAAAGGUGUGUAAAUUUGAUUGCCAAUGGUCUUUUUACCGGAGUAAAAUGGAAAUUGGGACCUACACCACUGAAAUAAAAAAGAAUGGAAAUUCGGUUCAAUGUCUGAGGAAGCGUGUCCACAGCUUUGCACUUUUUGUUAAUAAAUAUGUAUCAUUAUUGAUGGUCUAUUAAGACUAUCAAUGGGUCUAAAUCAAAAUGGUCAUAGUGUGUUGCUUUCAAUCAAUUAUUUAAAUCAAAAUUGUGGUCGAAAAUGGGUGUGUUGAUUUGAGUGUCAGUGGUCUUUCUUACUGAAGUAAAAUAGGAAAUGGGACUGAAACGUCUGAAAUAAUGAAAUAGAAUUUUGGUUCUUUUAAUUUUGGUAUGGCCUUAGGAAGAGUUUCUUUGUAUAGAUUUAUAUUAAACUGUUUUGUUUUGUUUUUGUUUGUGAUUCAGGACGUAUUUUAACAUGAGGUUUAUGAAAUGAUUCGUUUUUGUCAUUCAAGGCGUAAUUGAACACGAGACUUAAAAACUGCAUUAAGUUUGUUAUUUUUGACGAAUUUCAACAAGAUUUAUAAACUAAAUACUUUUUGUAAUUAAGGACGUAUUUCGACUUUUUUAAAACGGAAUUGUUUAUGUCGUUCGGGUCGUAUUAAAAAAAAACAGAUAGUUAUUUGGGUUUUUUUUUUUGUUUUUUUUUUUUUGUCAUCUUGGACGUUUUUGUUACACGAGGUUUUAAAGCUGCACUGUUUUUGUUAUUUAUAACGUAUCUUGGCAUUAAAGAUCCUGUAACACAAUUUUUUUAUGGUUUUAUAUCACAAAUAUGAUGCUUAAAGGGACUCCACUGAGGGUUUUUGACAUGAUGGGAAUGAAUUUUUUUUUCCAGAUAAAUGUACCAUUUGAUGUAGGUUUAGACCAUUAAUCUUAAUGCAAAUUUUCAGAUCAUUUGAGCAUUUCGUUUUUCCAGAAUAAUUGUUCAAAUUGUAAAAAAAUGACACAAAAUGAAAAGCGUUUAAACGCUUUUCACUAAACUCUGGUUAAGAAAGGCAUAAAAAUAUGAUUUUCAAUUUGUUUCAAAGUAUAUUUCUUAACUAUCUUCGCAUAUAUUUCUGUUCAAAAUGCCCCAGCUCAUUCAUGUAAGAAAUUCAAAUGUUAUGUUUUUAAGCUUUUAAACCUCAGUGGAGUCCCUUUAAACUAAGAUUUAUCAAUUUUGUAGGUUCCAAAAAGCAUUAUUUAUAAAGAUAUAACCGAAUUUAAAAUUUCAUGUAGAUAAAGGGAGGUAAUAAAAAUUUUAUUUUCUAUAAAGUCGAAGUCAAAUUUUUUAAUUAGAACUGAAUACAUAUGUAUUAAUGAUUACAUAUAAUAUGUACAACUAUUUUCAUUACAUAUUUUACAUAUUCUUCUAUGUUUAUAAAUUGUUUUAUAAGCAUAAUUAUAUACAUAUACAGAUUUAUAAACUAAAAUCUAAAAAAGUGUCAUUUAGAACGUACGUAUUUCAAUAUAAGAUUAGAAAGUUUUUUUUUUUUGUUUUUUUUUU
Molecule: messenger RNA, 4470 nt
Organism: Ruditapes philippinarum (Manila clam)
Lineage: Eukaryota; Metazoa; Mollusca; Bivalvia; Venerida; Veneridae
Product: heat shock 70 kDa protein 12B-like
Exons: 5
Coding region: 120-1649 (509 amino acids)
Molecular function (GO): ATP binding; ATP-dependent protein folding chaperone
Source: RefSeq, a predicted model, not a curated record